AUGGCCCCCGAGACCCCGGCCCCGCGGCCGGCGCCGCGCUACUUCACGUGGGACGAGGUGGCGCAGCGCGGCGGGCGCGGCCAGGAGCGGUGGCUGGUGAUCGAGCGGAAGGUGUACAACGUCAGCGAGUUCACCCGCCGGCACCCCGGCGGCUCCCGGGUCCUGAGCCACUACGCCGGGCAGGAUGCGACGGACCCCUUUGUGGCAUUCCACAUCGACAAGGGCCUCGUGAGGAAGUACAUGAACUCGCUCCUGAUUGGAGAGCUGUCUCCGGAGCAGCCCAGCUUCGAGCCCACGAAGAAUAAAGAGCUGACCGAGGAGUUCCGGGAGCUGCGGGCCACCGUCGAGCGGAUGGGGCUCAUGAAGGCCAACCAUGCCUUCUUCCUGCUGCACCUGCUGCACAUCCUGCUGCUGGACGCGGCCGCCUGGCUCACGCUGUGGGCCUUCGGGACGUCCCUCGUGCCCUUCGUCCUCUGUGCGGUGCUGCUCAGCGCGGUGCAGGCCCAGGCUGGUUGGCUGCAGCACGACUUUGGGCACCUGUCUGUCUUCAGCACCUCUACAUGGAACCACCUGCUCCAUCAUUUCGUGGUCGGCCACCUGAAGGGGGCCCCCGCCAGCUGGUGGAACCACUUGCACUUCCAGCACCACGCCAAGCCCAACUGCUUCCGCAAAGACCCAGACAUCAACAUGCACCCCUUCUUCUUUGCCUUGGGGAAGAUCCUCUCCGUGGAGCUUGGGAAACAGAAGAAGAAGUACAUGCCGUACAACCACCAACACAAAUACUUCUUCCUGAUUGGGCCCCCAGCCCUGCUACCUCUCUACUUCCAGUGGUACAUCUUCUACUUCGUCAUCCAGCGGAAGAAGUGGGUGGACCUGGCCUGGAUGAUCACCUUCUACGUCCGCAUCGCCCUCACCUACACGCCCCUGCUGGGGGUGAAGGGCCUCCUGGGCCUGUUCUUCAUGGUCAGGUUCCUGGAGAGCAACUGGUUUGUGUGGGUGACGCAGAUGAACCAUAUCCCCAUGCACAUUGACUACGACCAGAACAAGGACUGGGUCUCCACCCAGCUCCAGGCGACGUGCAACGUGCACGAGUCGGCCUUCAAUGACUGGUUCAGCGGGCACCUCAACUUCCAGAUCGAACACCACCUCUUUCCCACGAUGCCGCGACACAAUUACCACAAAGUGGCCCCCCUGGUGCGCUCCCUGUGCGCCAAGCACGGCAUCAAGUACCAGUCCAAGCCCCUGCUCACGGCCUUCGCAGACAUUGUGCACUCACUGAAGGAGUCAGGGCAACUCUGGCUAGAUGCCUAUCUUCACCAAUAA
Pipistrellus nathusii (Nathusius's pipistrelle) is the source of this 1323-nucleotide messenger RNA. NCBI's taxonomy places the organism in Eukaryota, Metazoa, Chordata, Mammalia, Chiroptera, Vespertilionidae. The record is from the annotation of a GenBank genome assembly.